This is a messenger RNA of Letharia columbiana, 276 nucleotides long. RefSeq lists its product as uncharacterized. The transcript has 2 exons. The record is from RefSeq and is a predicted model, not a curated record. Lineage: Eukaryota; Fungi; Ascomycota; Lecanoromycetes; Lecanorales; Parmeliaceae. Bases 1 to 276 code for a protein of 91 amino acids.
AUGCUCACUCCCUCGCCAUUCUCUUUCUCCAGCCGCUCUCGCAGCGCACGCACUUGUCUUCGGCUCCCAAAAAAAUCAAUCUCCACCAAGCUGGCCGCGAAUUCGGGCCCAAAAGCCCAGAAUGUACAAACCGGCAAUGGGGAUCUAUGUUUCUUGACCGAUACACCCGUGGACGAAGUUCUCAAGACGUUUCAGGAGCAAAAGGUGGAUGUACGUCAGUUUCUCGUCCUACGCUACGAUGUCGAAAGCUACCUUGGUGAGCGGGCGAGAGACUAG